Molecule: messenger RNA, 3171 nt
Organism: Capra hircus (goat)
Lineage: Eukaryota; Metazoa; Chordata; Mammalia; Artiodactyla; Bovidae
Product: adhesion G protein-coupled receptor E3
Exons: 19
Coding region: 1-2394 (797 amino acids)
Biological process (GO): cell surface receptor signaling pathway; adenylate cyclase-activating G protein-coupled receptor signaling pathway
Cellular component (GO): membrane
Molecular function (GO): G protein-coupled receptor activity; calcium ion binding
Source: RefSeq, a predicted model, not a curated record
AUGGCUCGAAGUAUCUUUUUGCCUUUGAGUGGACUUUCCUGCUUAAUUUUCUUUCUGAAUAUUCCUAACGCAUCAUUUCAAGUCACAGAUGUGAAUGAAUGCCUGGAUACCCAGGCCUGCCCUUCGAAAGCCACCUGCACUGAUACUGUGGGAAGCUACUUCUGCACCUGUAAAUCUGGAUAUGAAUCAAGCAAUGGGAAGAGACAUUUUAAUGAUCCUGGAGUGACGUGCAUAGAUAAGAAUGAAUGCCUGAACAGCACAGCGUGCCCACUGACAGCCACGUGUAGGAACACCCGGGGAAGCUACUUAUGUGUCUGCAAUCCUGGGUUUGAGACACCUGAUGGGAGAGCUCAAUUUACUGGCUCCAGAGGAACUUGCAUAGAUAAGAAUGAAUGCCUGAACAGCACAGCGUGCCCACUGACAGCCACGUGUAGGAACACCCGGGGAAGCUACUUAUGUGUCUGCAAUCCUGGGUUUGAGACGCCUGAUCGGAGAGCUCAAUUUACUGGCUCCAGAGGAACUUGCAUAGAUAAGAAUGAAUGCCUGAACCCCGCACUGUGUUCACCGACAGCCCGGUGUAAGAACACCCGGGGAAGCUACUUAUGUGUCUGCAAUCCUGGGUUUGAGACACCUGAUGGGGGAACUCAAUUUACUGACUCCGGAGGAACUUGCAUAAGAAUCAACCCUAGGUCCCCUAUUCCAACCCAAGUUACAUUUUCGGAAGACUAUAAACAACAGGGCACCACCAAGGACCCAAAUACCCCUGUUACCAUGGUGACCAAAGGAGUACCAGAAGAUAACAAUGUCACACUUGUGUUACAGGAAAUAGCCGAUUCUUUUGGCAACUUCAGCAACAUCACCACCAAGCCAUCUCAGGAACAUAAGGAAGAAACCGCCCGUUUUGCGACACAGUAUCUUGACAGAGUGCAGUCGGCAGCCUAUGAAGCUGCCCUCAAUCGACCCACAGGAGGAACGCUGAGGAGAGAGUCACAAUUUAUGGUUAUUGAAGCGCUGACCAUCAAGAAUGGUUGCAAAACAGAAAAUGAGAUAGUUAAAUUACAGAUUGAAAAGGAAACAAUGGACAUCGAUUGCACUGUUGUCACUGGAGGAGGAACUGGAGGUGCUGUGGUCUUUAUUUCUUACAAGUCUUUCGGAUCCAUCUUAGAUGGCUCCUUUGUGUCUAAGGAAAACCUAACUCUUGAUGAAAAGCUGGAUCACUUUCAACUGAAUUCCAAGGUGAUAAGUGGUACCACAGGAUGCAAGAAGAAUUGUUCCCUGGCCAAACCCGUGAACUUCACAUUUCACCAUAUACAGAUGAUAGGGGAAAGCAAAAAGUCUCUUUGUGUCUACUGGGAUGAGCUGGUCUGGUCUAAUGAAGGGUGCCAUGUGACCUUUUCUGACGGAGCUCGAACUGUAUGCAGCUGCAGCCAUCUGUCCACCUUUGCUGUCCUCAUGGCCUCAGUUGAGCUGAAGGAGGAUCCCGUGCUGACCAUGAUCACCUACGUGGGGCUGAGCCUCUCUCUGCUCUGCCUCUUCCUGGCAGCCCUCACCUUCCUCCUGUGUCGAUCCAUCCAGAACACCAGCACCUCCCUCCACCUGCAGCUCUCCAUCUGCCUCUUCCUGGCCUACCUCCUCUUCCUCACAGGCAUCAAACAGACAGAGCCCAAGGUGCUGUGCAAGGUCGUCGCCGGUGUACUCCAUUACCUCUACUUGGCCGCCUUCACCUGGAUGCUCCUCGAAGGGCUGCACCUCUUCCUCACUGUCAGGAACCUCAGGGUGGCCAACUACACCAGCGCAGGCAGAUUCAAGAAGAGGUUCAUGUACCCUGUAGGCUACGGGGUCCCAGCGGUGAUUGUGGCUGUGUCUGCAGCGAUCAACCCCCAAGGAUACGGCACCACUAAGCAUUGCUGGAUCAACCUAGAGAAAGGAUUCAUCUUGAGUUUCUUAGGACCCAUAUCAGCAGUCAUCUUGAUAAACUUAAUCUUUUAUUUGAUAACCCUGUGGAUUUUGAGGGACCGACUCUCUUCCCUCAAUAAAGAUGUGUCCAAGAUACAAAACACAAGGAUGCUGACGUUUAAAGCCAUUGCUCAGCUCUUCCUCUUGGGCUGUUCCUGGUGCCUUGGCUUCUUUCUUGCUGAACUGAUAAAGGAACCCCUCAGAUCCAUCCUCGCCUAUGCUUUCACCAUCACCAAUGUCCUGCAGGGAGUCUACAUCUUCCUGGUCCACUGCCUCCUCAACCAGCAGGUGAGAGAGGAGUAUGUAAAGUGGCUUAGAAGUAUGAGUAAAAAGACAGAGUCUGACAGCUACAUCCUUUCCAGCUCUACCAUCCAAACCCAUGUGAUGGAAAAAUCAUCCAAUUUAGGGGGGGAAAGAAGAAGCAAUACUUCAGUCUGAAAAUGACAAACAGUUCCAUGUCAUCCUCCCAACCACCCUGGAGAAAGAAUCAGUGUGACUCAAGCACCCAGGAGAACUGCUUCAUCCUACAGUAGAAUCGCUCACAGAACGUAUGCUUUGGUUGAAUAUUUUGUGUAGUGUUACAGUGCUCUAUGCUUUCAAUUAAGAUAUUUUACACAGAGACAUGUAGAUCUUACACUUGGUAAGUUUGCAAAUAUAUAUACAUGUAUAUGCUGAUUUUAUUUAGUCAGUCUGUUGUCUGUAACUCAUUUGUGACCACAUGGACUUAGUCCAGCAGGAUCCUCUGUCCAUGGGAUUUCCCAGUCAAGAAUACUGGAGUCAGUUGCUAUUUUCUUCCCCAGGAAUCUUCCCAACCCAGAAAUUGAACCCUCUUCCUCCUGCAUGUAUAUCUAUUAAUUACAUCAGCCAAGUCAAGAUAUGGAGUAUUUGCAUUACUCCUGAAAGCUCCCACAUAAAUCCUUUCGAUCAUUUGUCCCCAGUCUUCCACCCCAGAAACAAUUAUUCUGAUUUCCAUAGCAACAGAUUAAUUCUGUCAAUUCUUUAAGUCCAUAUACAUGGAAUCAUACAGUAUGACCUCUUGGUGUCUGCCAUGUUUCACUCAUCUUGAUGAUGACUUUGGAAUUCAUCCAUUUCAUGCGUAUGUUGUCAGUCUCUUCCUUUUGUUGCUGAGUAUCAUUUCACACUAUUGUAUAUCACAAUGUGUUUAUCCAUGCCCCUUUCGAUGUAUAUUUGAGUUAUUUCCAUUUUUCCACUAUA